CUUGUGUAAAUGUCACUGAGUGUAGCGGUUACUCAACUCAUGGGGUUCAUGUUCGGGUUUAGUGUAAUGAGAAGUGGUUUAUCAGAGUGAUUUUAAGGUGAAGUAGCUGGAGGAUGGCUCUCAUGGCGGGGCUUCUCUCCGCGGCUGCUGUCUCUCUGCGCUCCGGAUCGAGAGCUUUAAUGCGAUUCAACACACGAGCUGCAGCCCAUCAGCAGUUAUUAGCCCUCAAACACUUUAAACCAUCUGCAUCCAUAGGGAAUAUCUACUCAUUCCCACGUUUACUGUUAUCCACUGACCCACCUAAAGAUGGAAAAGCAAGUGGACAAGAGCAUAGGCCCAGUGGAGGGAAAUGGAGGAAAGGAGGCAAAAAAGACUGGAAGAGUCGAUUACUGCAGGGAGAUGUGCCAUGGGACGAUAAGGAUUUUCGGUAUAUUUUGAUCACAGCAGGAGGUGUCGCAUCUGUCCUGCUCUACCUGUACCUCAGAGAUCCAGGGAGAGAGAUCACAUGGAAGGAUUUUGUCCAUCGGUACCUGGGAAGAGGCCUGGUCGAACGUUUAGAGGUGGUGAACAAACAGUUUGUCAGGGUCAUCCUGGUACCAGAGGCUGAUACCACAGAAAGCUAUGUGUGGUUUAACAUUGGCAGUGUGGACUCAUUCGAGCGCAAUCUGGAAGCUGCUCAUUAUGAGCUGGGUCUGGAGCCGUCCCAUCGAGCAUCUGUGGUUUAUACCUCGGAGAGUGAUGGGUCUAUUCUCAUGAGUUUCAUUCCCACCUUGCUGUUGAUUGGCUUCUUACUUUUCACUCUACGGCGUGGGCCAAUGGGAGGAGGAAUGGGCGGCGGAAAAGGCGGACCUUUCAGCAUGAGCGAGUCCACUGCCAAGAUGAUGAACGACAACAUUGAGGUGAAGUUUAAGGACGUUGCUGGAUGUGAAGAGGCCAAGGUGGAGAUCAUGGAGUUCGUAAAUUUCCUCAAGAACCCACAACAGUACCAGGACCUGGGUGCUAAGAUUCCUAAGGGUGCCGUGCUUUCAGGUCCGCCAGGCACAGGAAAAACACUUCUUGCUAAAGCCACUGCUGGAGAAGCCAAUGUUCCUUUUAUUACAGUCAACGGUUCAGAGUUUCUUGAGAUGUUUGUUGGAGUUGGACCAGCCCGAGUGAGAGAUAUGUUCUCUAUGGCGAGAAAGAACGCUCCCUGCAUCCUCUUCAUCGAUGAGAUUGAUGCCGUGGGGAGGAAAAGAGGUGGGGGGAAUUUCGGUGGCCAGAGCGAACAGGAAAACACCCUUAAUCAGCUGCUGGUCGAGAUGGACGGUUUUAAUACUAGCACAAACGUUGUAGUUCUGGCUGGUACAAACAGACCAGACGUCCUGGAUCCAGCAUUGAUGCGUCCGGGAAGAUUUGACAGGCAGAUUUACAUUGGACCACCUGAUAUUAAGGGUCGAGCGUCCAUCUUCAAAGUGCACCUUCGGCCUCUCAAACUGGAUCCCAGUCUGGAUAGUAAUGCUAUCGCGAGGAAGAUGGCAGCUGCCACACCUGGAUUCACUGGUGCUGAUAUUGCUAAUGUGUGUAAUGAAGCUGCCCUUAUUGCUGCCAGACAUCUGAAUGAAUAUAUCGACGUUAAACACUUUGAGCAGGCCAUUGACAGAGUCAUUGGAGGUCUGGAGAAGAAGACGCAGGUCUUACAGCCCACUGAGAAAAAGACAGUAGCCUAUCACGAGGCAGGACAUGCAGUAGUGGGCUGGUUUCUCCAACAUGCUGACCCACUCCUCAAGGUUUCAAUAAUUCCCAGAGGAAAAGGUCUGGGCUAUGCACAAUACCUUCCGAAAGAGCAGUACUUGUAUACACGAGAGCAGCUGUUCGACAGGAUGUGUAUGAUGCUGGGUGGACGUGUGGCCGAGAAGGUGUUUUUCAGCAGAAUCACCACUGGUGCGCAUGAUGACCUAAAGAAGGUCACGCAGUCAGCAUACGCUCAGAUUGUGCAGUUUGGCAUGAGCGAGAAGGUUGGGCAGGUUUCAUUUGAUCUGCCCAGACAGGGUGAGAUGGUUCUGGAGAAGCCCUACAGUGAAGCCACAGCAGAGCUUAUUGAUCAGGAGGUCAGAGAGCUGGUUGACAAGGCCUUCAGCAGAACUCUGGAGCUUAUCACUGAGAAACGAGAGCAGGUGGACAUGGUUGGACGGCGUCUGCUAGAAAAAGAAGUUCUAGACAAAGCUGAUAUGGUCGAGUUGCUGGGGCCCAGGCCAUUUGAGGAGAAGUCCACAUAUGAGGAAUUUGUAGAGGGCACGGGCAGCUUUGAAGAAGACACAAGCCUUCCAGAAGGCUUGAAGGACUGGAACCAAGACAGAAGAGAAAAACAGGAGGAGACACCAGACACACAGGAAAAACAGGCUGCUUGAAAUGAACACAAAAUACUUUCCACCUGACUGGUACACUUGCCUUACUGUGGUCAAUCUGUGAGACAGGAGCAUCAGUUAUCUUGGCUUCAUAUACAAAGAAUGUGAUUUUCCCUGAAAUUUCCCUUGGACAUCCAGUGUUAACCAAAAGCAGGGAAAGACUUCUGUAGUUCAGAUGCCUUAAUUUGUUGAUAUACACCAUGACGAUUUCAAUACCCAGGCCAGCACUGAUGUCUGUACGUUAACUCAGACUUGGGGGACAGAUCAAGAAUCUACAAUUAUGUUUAGUUAUUUUUAUCCUAAGGUUCAUGCCAUUGCAUCAUAGACUAAAUUUAAUCUUUUUAUCUGCUCUUAUCUUCCUCUUUAUAUAGAAAUGGAAGAAAAAUCUGUAUAUUUGUACAAUUUUCAUGUGUGUGUUCUGGUUAAAAAAUGUUUUGAACUUGUACUUAUUUAAUUAAAUGAAAGAGGUCAUCUCAGUUUUCCCUGAACUUUAUCCCUGUACAUUAUACACAGCUAUUUACCUUAAAAGUAAGGUAAGGAAUAUUAAAUAUUGAUUUGAAAGAUUUUAUUUGCUCAUUUUAACAAAUGCAGACCUUCUACGAGGAAAGCCCGUUUAGUUUUGAUUUUAAAGACGAGACAUUUAAAAGUCACAAACACACUAUUUGGUUUACUUAUUUGGAAAUAUAAUGCCGUGUAUGUUAUUAAAAGACAUAUUUAGAUUUACUUUUAUGUUACUGGCCAAUCAGAAUCUAGCAUGAGAGCCGUGUAAUAAAUAUUUAUAAAUGUAUCACUUUAUCAUGAUUUACAGCAAGUCUUUCUCCUAAAGGAAACCCAAAACUCUUUCAGCACCUCAAAGCAUUAGUUUUUAUUGCAUUUCCCACAUUGGCACAGACUAAAGUAGGGCAUCAUGAUUUAUCACACUUUCCCAUCCCAUCUUUAUUACAAACUCUUCAAUGUUAGCUGGUUGAGCUUUAGCACAUGGAACCAGAACUGUCUUAACUGAAUAUAAACCGGUAUGGGAAAUCAGAUUGGUUUUGUGUAUGCAGUUUCCACAUGUUUAUUCGGCAACACUACUGUCUAUUAUAAAUUUUAAUCAAACAACAAAUUAGACAAGAUGAACAGAAAAACAUCAAUAGCUCUUUGCUUAGUAGCUUUAGUGGGUAUUAAAAUAUUAUAUCCAAUGCGUAUAGUGAAGACUAUACAAGUGUUUUAUUUUGUAUUAGAUAUUGUAAAUUUCUAAAUGUUUACUUGAUGUUGUUAUAUACUUGCAAAAUAGUCCUAAACAGCAGAUUUGAGAUUAUGCUAGUUAUUAUUUAGUUAUUUGAUAACCACUAGCUAACUAAGAAGACUGGGAGGUGCGCUACAAUUUGCUCUUGAUUGUCUUUUGCCAAUGAUAUAGCCUAUAAAUCUUAUCUGUACACCACACUGUACCACAAAAUCCAGCGGAGUCACAAAUCCAGCCCUUUUCACCAGAUCAGCAUUUUGUACCGUAAAACGAAAUAAAACGGGAAACGUC
Messenger RNA from Paramisgurnus dabryanus, 3900 nucleotides. NCBI's taxonomy places the organism in Eukaryota, Metazoa, Chordata, Actinopteri, Cypriniformes, Cobitidae. The record is from RefSeq and is a predicted model, not a curated record.